AUGUCUAGAGAACAGUUGCACGUCCAAACAACAAGACUGGAGACACCUCCUUGUCAAUCGUCUCUGAGCUUUCCGAUCUCCGCCGCUCUCAAUCCGUGUCACUCCCGUUCUGGUAGUGGUGUUUGUGGAUACAAUAGCUUCUGCACUUUGGGACAGGAUAAGAGACCAACGUGUCAGUGUCCAAAAAGUUACUCUCUAGUUAAUCCUGAUGAUCCAUAUGGUAGCUGCAAGCCAGAUUUUAUACAAGGAUGUGAAGAAGAUGAACUGAGUAAAAGAAAGGAUCUCUAUGACUUUGAGGUUUUGAUUAACACUGAUUGGCCUUUCUCAGAUUCUGUGCUUCAAAGGCCUUUUACUGAAGAACUGUGUAAAGAAGCUUGUAUGGGAGAUUGCAUGUGUUCUGUGGCUAUUUUCAGGUUAGGUGAUAGUUGUUGGAUGAAGAAGUUACCACUCUCAAAUGGGAAAGUUGAUCCAACACUUAAUGGUGCUAAGGCUUUCUUGAAAGUGAGAAAAGAUAAUACCUCCCUCCAGUCCUUUGAUUUUCCUCCAUUUCCAAUCAUUGCGAACAAGAAUAAUAAUAGGGAAACGUUGGUUUUGGUUGUUUCUGUGCUUUUUGGUAGCUCUGCUAUUCUCAAUGCUGUAUUGCUUGUAGCAAUAUGUUUCAGCACCUCCAUGAUUGUUCAGUACAAGAAGAAGCUUAGAAGAGUUAGCAGAAGUGAAACUAGUGUUGAAACCAAUUUGCGUUGCUUCACUUACGAAGAGCUUGAAGAAGCUACUAAUGGAUUUGACAAAGAGCUAGGAAGGGGAGCUUUUGGUAUAGUUUAUGAAGGAGUCGUCAACAACAACACAUGUUCCGAAACUCGUGUGGCUGUGAAAAAGUUGAACAAUUUUUUGUUGGAUCAAGCUCAUAGAGAAUUCAGGAAUGAACUGAAUGAGGCUGGUGGUCAACACAAAGGAGAAAGUACAACUUUUUCUGCUCUAGAUGAGGAUGACUUGCAGACUGUGAUAGUAGAAAAUAAACUUGGGUGUGACAUCUUUGUCAAAAAAGUUGAGCAUGAUGUAGAUACAGUUGACAUGCUACAUCACGGAGACUGUGUUUCUGUGUGGAUUCCUCCUCCACGAUUUUCAAAUAGGUUAAAUGUUGCAGAUGAAUCCAGAGAAGCACGUUACUAUGUCGCUGUACAGAUACUGGAAGCAAAGGGUUUAUCUAUAAUUGAUGAUGGUAACAGCCAUAACUUCUUCUGUGCCUUGCGUCUUGUUGUUGACAGUCAGGCAUCCGAGCAGCAAAGGCUUUUUCCUCAGAGUGCAAGAACAAAGUGUGUCAAGCCUAUAAUAUCAAGAAUUAAUAAUCAGGAUGAAGGCAAUGUAAAGUGGAAUGAACUUUUUAUAUUUGAAGUUCCCCGAAAGGCCCCUGCUAAGUUGGAAAUAGAGGUUACCAAUCUUGCUGCAAAAGCUGGGAAAGGGGAUGUCGUGGGUGCACUUUCCUUUUCUGUUGGACAUGGUGCUAAUACUCUUAAGAAAGUUGCUUCAGUGAGAAUGUUUUAUCAACCCUAUGAUGCUCAAAAUAUUAGAUCGUAUCCAUUUACUAGAAUGGGUCAGCAAAGCAAUGUUGAAUUCAUGCAUGAAAGCUCCCUCGUUGUUUCAACUUCUUAUUUUGAAAGAAAUACUAUUGCUAAUCUUCAAAAAGAAUUGGAAAGUGACAAUACUAGUGAUAGAGACAUAGGUUUUUGGGUGGGUCUUGACCCAGGGGGUGAGUGGGAGAGUGUCCGAUCAUUACUUCCACUUACAGUUGGUCCAAAAUUCUUAAAGAAGGAAUAUAUCGGUAUGGAAGUUGUGAUGAAAAAUGGGAAGAAACAUGUAAUUUUUAGGGGUCUUGUCGGAGUAGUGAAUGAUUCUGAUGUUAUAUUGAAUAUUUCAACGUGUCAUGCUUCUAGUGGUCAUGAGCCCUCACUUGGAACAAGCUCUUCAAAUACAGUGGUAGAAGAAGUCUUUCAAAAUCAGUAUUAUCAGCCAUCAUCAGGUUGGGGUAACAGUUGGCCAGAUAUACACCCUGAUAAUCCUAGACACUGGAGCACAAGGGACUUCUCGUCCUCAUCAAAGGACUUCUUCGAACCUCCACUUCCUCCUGGGUGGAAAUGGGCUUCAGGUUGGUCCAUAGAAAAGUUUCAGCAUGUUGACAAGGAAGGCUGGGCAUAUGAAUCGGACAUUAAAAAUUUAAGAUGGCCUCCUACUUCAUCAAAAUCUUCAACAAAAUCGGCCUCUGAUGUUGUCCGUCGAAGGCGUUGGAUUCGUACUAGACAACCCACUUCUGAACAUGGUGUAGAAUCCUUGCAAAGUGGAGUAAGUACUGUGCACCCUGGAGCAUCUACUGUUUUAUCAUGGAGAAGUACGUCAAAGGAUUCUGAACAACAUUUGCAAAUUCGACCUAGCUUUGAUAAUUCUCAGCCCUCAUAUUCAUGGAGUCAUGCUGUAGCUGUUGGUUCAACCUAUAUAUUUAGCAAAGAUCAACAAUUAGAUCCAGGUUGUAGACCAAAUUCUGUGACAUCAAAUUGUUCUUUAAAGCUAAAUGAGAUUGAGAAAAAGGAUAUACUUAUGUGCUGCAAUCCUAGCAGUGGAAGUAAACAGAUAUGGUUUAGUGUGGGUACAGAUGCCUCAGUCCUUAAUACUGAACUAAAUACCCCUGUAUAUGAUUGGAGAAUAUCUAUUAACUCUCCUAUGAAAUUGGAGAAUCGGCUUCCUUGUCCUGCUGAAUUUUCAAUCUUAGAGAAAACAAAGGAAGGAAACGGUGUCGAGCGACAUCGUGGUAUCGUUUCUUCUCGUCAGAGUGUACAUAUAUAUUCAGUUGAUAUUCAGAAACCUUUGUACCUUACUUUGUCUGUGAAGAAUGGUUGGGUUAUGGAAAAGGAGCCAAUUCUUGUGCUGGAUCCUGCUUUAUCAAAUCAUGUCUCAUCUUUCUGGAUGGUUCACCGACAAAGUAGAAGGUUUCUAAUAUGCUUUUUGGAUAAGUUGCAUUAA
Molecule: messenger RNA, 3012 nt
Organism: Vicia faba (fava bean)
Lineage: Eukaryota; Viridiplantae; Streptophyta; Magnoliopsida; Fabales; Fabaceae
Source: the annotation of a GenBank genome assembly